GAGGGGGGGGGGGGGCUGCUAGAAAAGAACAAAAUAAAAAUUCCUGGAAAUUUAUUGUUCGAUUUUGAAAAAUAACCAUUAAUUUCAGACGUCAUAAUUGAACGAUUCCUUUACUGAGCUGUCCCAAAAAUCAGCUCAAUUACUCAAAAUCAUAAUUACACCCAAUUAGCUUAAAUCUAAUCUUUAAUAUUCCCUUCAAGUGGAUUAAACUUUGUUGAGUAGACCUGAAUUUUAACUAAUUCUGAUAAGACACCACUUGAGAAAUGAUAGCUUGGUACAAUCAACUCCAAUUAUAUAUUAUCAGUUGACAAUUUUACCUCCUGGAUGUGUGUCAGCUGUUGUUUAGAUCCAAAAUAAUAAUUUUUUUUUUCAUUAUUUAUUGUGCAAUUUGUUUUGAUUUAUUGAAGAUAUAAAGGUUUAAAAUAGGAAUUUCGUUCAAAAAUAUUGCUUUUUCUCAAAGUUUAAAGUACUUUCGUAGGCACAUUAAAAUAAUUCUUUAAAGGUUGCAAAAUAUUGUCUUAAAAUAAAGUGAAAUAGAAGAUAAGAGACAUGAUCAAGACUAUGGGAAGAUGCUUCUGCAACAUUCCAGUACGUUACAUAUUAGUCAUAAUGGGAGGAUUUGCACUGAUUAAUGCCUACACGAUGAGGAAUGUUUUGAGCAUCGCCAUAACUGAAAUGACUUAUCGAGAGGCCGAAAAUGGUACAAAAAUUUAUGACAACACAUGUCCUGCAACCAGUGAAAAGUACACAAAAGGACGAGAUGGAUAUGUGUGGUCGGAGCAGUUGCAAGGAGUCAUUUUAGGAGCUUUUUAUUGGGGUUAUACAAUUCUUCAUAUACCUGGUGCAAUACUCGCAGCUAAGUAUGGUGGAAAAUACACAUUAUCUAUUGGAAUUUUAUCAACGGCAAUUUUGACCUUACUAACACCAAUCACUAUUCAAUACGGUGGAGCUUAUUGGCUUAUUGCAUUAAGAAUUUUAGAAGGUUUUGGUGAAGGAACAACAUUUCCAGCCCUGAACACUCUUUUGUCUGCUUGGAUUCCACAAAAAGAGCGCUCAAAAGCAACGGCUAUUGUAUUUGGUGGAGCUCAGAUGGGUAACAUAAUAACGAACUCAGUUUCUGGUGUGCUACUUGGAUAUUUUGAUGGAUGGUCAGCUCCAUUUUAUUUCUUUGGGGGUGCAGCUGUAAUUUGGUUUAUUGUUUUUGAGUUCUUAUGCUACAAUGACCCACAAUCACAUCCAUUUAUUACAAAUAGUGAGAAAGAAUAUUUGCAAGCAGAGCUGAAUCAAUUAUCUAGAGACAAAACAAUCAACAAGACACCAUGGUGGGCAAUUUGUACCAGCGUGCCAAUGAUUACAUUAAUCAUCGCACAAAUCGGACAUAGCGUUGGAUAUUUUGUCGUCGUCACAGACCUUCCAAAAUAUAUGGCUGAUGUUCUCAAAUUCGACAUAAAAGAGAAUGGCUUUUACUCAACACUUCCAUACAUUUCUAUGUGGGUUAUGUCAAUAGUGUUUGCAACACUUAGUGAUUGGAUGCUCGCAAAGAAAUUAAUCAGCCUGACUGCUUCGAGGAAGCUUUUUACAUCCAUUUCAUUCACAAUUCCUGGAAUAUUUUUGAUUAUUGCAUCGUUCAGUGGAUGUAAUCGUGUAAUGGCUGUGAUUAUGUUUACAAUCGCUAUGGGCUUUAUGAGUGCUUUUUACUCAGGAAUUAAAGCAAACAAUUUAGAUUUGAGUCCGAAUUUUGCUGGUGCCAUUAUGGCACUGACUAAUGGAUGGGGUGCAGUUAUUGGAAUUAUUACUCCAUACAUGAUAGGCGUGCUUACACCAAACCGAACAAUAUUAGAAUGGCGAAAUGUAUUUUAUAUCUCAUGUGGAUUUCUUGUAGUGACAAACAUAAUUUACGUCAUUUGGGGAUCUGCUGAGAAACAGCCGUGGGAUGAUCCAUUGUAUAAGAAGCCGAAGGACGUUGAAAAUUCAGAAAAGAAAGACAAAGCUGAAGAAAAGUUUUAAAGAUUUCUUAGAAAAUGUUUUGUUUAAUUUCGGGUUGUCGAAACUAGUUUUCAGGCUAAAACUUAUUAUUUUUUUAAAUUGUUGAUAAAGUAGGGUUUUAAAAAAAAUCAAACAUUUUGAAUCAAGAAUUUGCAUUCAUUAAAAAC
Messenger RNA from Chironomus riparius, 2153 nucleotides. The record is from the annotation of a GenBank genome assembly. NCBI's taxonomy places the organism in Eukaryota, Metazoa, Arthropoda, Insecta, Diptera, Chironomidae.